AUGACUAGAAAGAAAGUUAACCUUACUUACAUUCUCAAUAAUAGUGCAAGAAGAAACACAUACAAGAAAAGAAAUCUUAGUGUUGUGAAGCAACUAGAUGAAAUCACCACUCUGUGCGACAUUGAAGCGUGUACCGUCAUCUAUAGUGACUUUGAUCCCCAACCUGUUGUUUGGCCAUCUAUGGAUGAAGUACGGAGACUCAUUACAAAGUACCAGAGUUUUCCGAAGGCUGAUCAAGGAAAACGAAAGGUUAACCAAGAGAUCUUUACGAGGCAGAGGCUCCAAAAGAUACAAGAAAAACUAAGAAGACAGGAAAGAGAGAACCGUCAUAGUGAGAUGACUCAUACCAUGUUUCAAUCAAUGAUGAAUCCACAACAUGCUAUGUCAGGCCUGAAUACCGAAGAAGAUUUCAAGGAGUUGGCUACAGUUAUCAGUCAGAACUUGAUGGAGGUUAACAGGAUGAUGGACUCCUCCUCUUUCAACCCUCCUCCUCCUCCUCCUCCUCCCCAAUUUGAUUUUGAAGGGAGUGGAGUUGGUGGUAGCCAACAACUUGCUUGGAGCCAAGAUUAA
Molecule: messenger RNA, 570 nt
Organism: Impatiens glandulifera
Lineage: Eukaryota; Viridiplantae; Streptophyta; Magnoliopsida; Ericales; Balsaminaceae
Product: agamous-like MADS-box protein AGL80
Exons: 1
Coding region: 1-570 (189 amino acids)
Biological process (GO): positive regulation of transcription by RNA polymerase II
Molecular function (GO): protein dimerization activity; DNA-binding transcription factor activity, RNA polymerase II-specific; RNA polymerase II cis-regulatory region sequence-specific DNA binding
Source: RefSeq, a predicted model, not a curated record